Molecule: messenger RNA, 656 nt
Organism: Orussus abietinus
Lineage: Eukaryota; Metazoa; Arthropoda; Insecta; Hymenoptera; Orussidae
Product: tetratricopeptide repeat protein 8-like
Exons: 4
Coding region: 1-585 (194 amino acids)
Biological process (GO): non-motile cilium assembly
Cellular component (GO): ciliary basal body; non-motile cilium; BBSome
Source: RefSeq, a predicted model, not a curated record
AUGGAAUUUUUUUUGGCAAAUAGUUUGUUUAGUCGUCGAAAGUAUGAAAAGUGUGCAACAAUAUGCACAGAUUUGCUAAGAAAAAACCCUUUGGAUCAGACGGCAUGGCUAUUACAAAUGCGAGCUUUAACACAUCAAGUUUACGUCGAUGACAUCGAGAGCGAGGAAGAGGGUAUUGCCGAAUAUUUGUUAGAUAAUUACACAAUAGCUUCGAUGCCCAGACCAGGAACUUCUUUGAAAAAUCCUGGUGUUACCCUUUCGGGACAAGCUUUUCGCCCUAAAACUCAAUCAGGAAGACCGGUUUCCGGGGUGAUUAGACCGGCGACCCAAUCAGCGGUUUCUCAAAACAUAGAACAAGCUUUGAAAACUCCUCGAACUGCUACAGCGAGACCCAUCACGGCAACAUCUGGACGUAAUAUCAGAUUAGGCACGGUAUCCAUUUUAUCAGAAUCGGAUGGAUCAUUAAUUCAACUCUCCAGAUUGAACAUUUCGAAGUAUGCAAGUCAACCAGGAAUUGCAAAAUCAUUAUUCGAAUAUAUUUAUUACCACGAAAACGAUCCAAGAUACGUAAGUAAAAAUUCCUAAAUAAUGGUUGCCUGUGAAAAAAGUGUAAUAGAUCGAACAUUUUUGUUUCGCAAUAUAUUCUGGAAGCCCAA